GGUGAAAUAGUUGGAACAUUGACUACGGAUAAAGAAAGUCUCGUAUUACAGUAUCAGACUAAGACAAUAAGAACUAUCAUCACGUUUACAUGUAACCACCAAGGACAGGUGAGUGGAGUUUCGGUUGACAGACCGACCGACAGAAACGCAAACACAGACGGCCACAGACAGUGCCUACUGCAGCUUUGCGGGAAAAUAGGUUAGGACUAGUAGCUAUUCAGUAGAAAUGAAAGUCGUUUUGGAAUGUUACAGUAUGGUCUUUCAAUGCGUUUUCUUUGAUUACAGACAGGUGAACCGAAGUUAAGUAGUCUUGUUACAAACCGUCUCUAUUCGUUUAUUUGGGAAACGAAAGAAGCUUGCAGAAUCGAGCCAAAAAAUGAUGAGUCUGGCUGUCAUGACAAGGACACUCGUAUAUAUUUGUUAAAAACACCGGACAAAAAGGUGAUUUUGAUUGGAGUAAUAUUGAAUCACAUAAUAAAGACACACAGAAGGUCGACUCAGCCAAAAAAAGCGUAACAGCUGCCACGCCAUGAUUCGUCAUCAAAAUGCUGACGCCAUGGUCCUAGCCAGUGCGCUUAUGGGAGGCAUCCCCCCUGGACGUCUGCCAUUUUGAAUAUUAUCAGGGGGUGAAGACCUCUCAUUAGCGCACUGGCUAUCUAUAGGGUCAUGGCGUCAGCAUUUCGAUGACGGUUACGCCAAAAUCAUAGGAAAAACCAAGAAGUUGACCGUCUGUAGAGUCUCUAUUAUUCUGUGAUUGAAUGUGUCAGGUGUUCGCUAUACAAUAGUUAGUAAUAUGGAGCUAUAUGCCUGAUGAUAUAUGGAGAUGCCUGAUGAUAUAUGGAGAUGCCUGAUGAUAUAUGGAGCUGCCUGAUAGGCUUUCGUUGGUAGGGAUACAACUACUUGAUAUGGGAUGCAACCUAUCCUUAUAUUUUUCAGGUAGUUGCAUCCCUACCUAAUGAAAGCUUGUUAUAUUUUUGAAUUUUGAGGCCUUUACUGGACCUGUAUAGCGAGAACAGUUUAGAACUGUAAUAAGUUCUUUAUAGGUUUGCAUGGCGAAUAAUAAUUAUAUAUAAUACUUUUUAUUUGUGGAAACACAACGUGAAUUUAUUUCUGCAAAGCUUUCAUAUAGCUUUACUUUCUUUCAAAGUUUUCACAUAUUGUUAGCACUGAUGAAGAUUCGGGCUUACGGAUGGAAAGCUUUGCAGUAAUAAAUUUGCCUGGUGUUUCCACAAACAAAAAGUAUUAUAUAGUUUAGAACUGAUAGAGAUGUAUCCAGUACCUAUAAAUAAUAAUUAGCUUAUAGCUAGUUUACUCGUGCAAAAGCGAGAAGCACAUAUACACUGAUUAAAUCAAAACUUGAAAGGAUAAAUCCUAGAACCCUAACUAAUCCGCAAACAAAACCAUUUUGUCUUACAGGGUUACACCAUACCCGGUCCGGAUGGAGGCAGCAUCACAUUGGGUAUUUGUCAAAAUAUAACUUGUGGCAAUGAAAAGGCAUCUACUGCGUGCUUCAUAAAAAAUGGAGUGGCUGUCUCUAUUGGCCGGUCAGCGAAGAGUACUCUAGAGCAUGGUUCAAAUGUCAAUACUCUUACCUAUCGGUAA
Molecule: messenger RNA, 1602 nt
Organism: Paramuricea clavata
Lineage: Eukaryota; Metazoa; Cnidaria; Anthozoa; Malacalcyonacea; Plexauridae
Source: the annotation of a GenBank genome assembly